AUGAAGGCGCUGCGGGCGGCCGUGUCCGGCUCGCGCGUGCGCUUCAUGCAGGACGGCUUCGACCUGGACCUGACGUACAUCACGCCCAAGCUCAUCGCCAUGGGCUACCCGGCCUCGGGCGUCGAGAAGACGUACCGCAACGACAUCAACGAGGUGGCCAGCCUGCUCAACUCGCGGCACCCGAACGCCUACCGCGUGUACAACCUGAGCGAGCGCAGCUACGACUACAGCAAGUUCGAGGGCCGCGUGAGCGAGUGCGGCUUCCCGGACCACCACCCGCCGCCGCUGCAGCUGCUGCUGGACAUCAUGAACGACAUGAUCGAGUGGGUGGCCAAGAGCCCCAAGCACGUCAUCGUGGUGCACUGCCUGGCCGGCAAGGGCCGCACGGGCGUCGUGUGCUCGUGCUACUUGCUGCUCACGGGCUACUACGGCAGCGUCUUCAAGCUGCGCAAGGAGCGCGAGCUGCGCGAGCUCGCCAACUCGAGCAUUCGCGACUUCUGGAACGCCAGGGGCCAGGGCGUGCGCUUCCCCAGCCAGGCGCUGUAUAUUUAUUACUUCAUCAAGGUGCUGAGAAGGCUGGGGCGCAUGCCCACGCAGAUCCCGCCGCUGCGGCCGGCCAAGAAGAUGUUCCUGCGCAGCAUCGUGCUCAAUGGGGUGCCGGACUUCGAGGCUCCUCCAAGAGGAGGGUGCACGCCCUUCCUGCAGGUUUUGCCGGCGCCUUCGCAGCACAAACAGCCCCAUUUGCUGUACAACAGCUCGUGGCAAAGACCCAAGUUCGAGACGUACAUGGCGGACCCGAAUGGGUCCAUUAUCUUCGAGGUGAAUGCGGAGGUGCAGGGCGACGUGCUGGUGAGGUGCUUCCAUGCUAACACCACCAACAUUUUGGGCAAGCACAUGGUCAAGAUGUUCCACUUCACGUUCAACACCGACUUCUUCCACAAUUACAGCAACUUGUAUCGACUGCCGAAGGUGGAAGUGGAUGAAGCUACGGGCAACCAGCGGUACCCGGACAACUUUCAGGUGGUGUGUCACGUGGAAAUGCUGGAUAGGGAUGGAAAUCCGUUCCCCCCGAAGUCCGCGUCGUCGUCGUCCAUUUUGCAGUCAGGAAGCAGCAGCAGCAUCCGUGACGAUGAGGUGGAGCAAGUGAGGACGAUUCGACCGCAGUCGGCGCCGCAACAGCGUCGAAUGACGGUGCCGUCGCACCAGCCCUGCUACGAUAAGCAACUCCAAACCCAGGCUUCUUUUCGCCCAGAGGAAUCAACCCCAACUAUGCAAGGCUGGCUCUACAAGCAGGGUGGUUUUGUCAAGAACUGGAAGAAGCGAUGGUUCGUGGCUCGUGAGGGCAAGAUGAUGUAUUACCACGGCAUGUCGGAUGCUACGCCUCUAGGUGUCGUGAACUUGCGGCGUGUGACUGUGGAAAUCUGCGAAGCCCAUGAAGUGAACGCGCGGAAUAAGUGCUUGCACUUCUUCAAGGUGGUCCCUCCUAGUGCCGGUCAGCGUACAUACUUUUUCGGGGCCGAGACCGAGGCUGAUUUAGUGGGUUGGAUACACGUCCUUGGGGCUCAGUCCGCCUAUGGUAUCGUUAAUGGUGUCUUGACGCGACGACCCUCUAUGCCUCGUAACAAUACGUUCGCUACAAGAUCGUCGUACCAGCAGGAGCAUCAGCCCCGAAGUCGUGCUGUGGAUCGCAUUCGUCCAAGCAGCGAUGGCAGCAGAAGUUACCACUCGAACGACACGAGGGCUUCGAUGCCGUCGAUGGUUUCGUCUGCACCGGCGUCCGCGUUUAAUACUUUGCACGACGUACGCGCGUCGGCGCAAUUUAACGCCACAGAGCUUGCGUUCCAUCUUCCCAGUGAAGAUAGCAUACGGCCAGAGCCGUCAGAAGGAGGUGGAGCAAACUCCAAUAGCUCCGGGAGACGUGAAAGUAUGCCGAGUGACUUUACAGGAGCUGCGCAGCGUGCGCUUGAGAUGCGGUCGCUGUCGUUCACGGAUUACGACGAACAGGAGGGCGACCGCUUGUCGUCCACUUCAGCUUCUGCGCUGCCCCAAUGCGUGCCAGCAGAGCCUGUGGCUGAUUUGGCGAAUACUCUCUCAGCGCGAGAGCAGGAAUCGCUGCUGCAAGAAGUCAACGGAUUCGAGGCAGGGAUUUACAUCUACUCGGCAGACGAGCUCCUGGAAGCCGCGCAGUUGCAGAAGUACAUGCGCGAGACACGCGGUGCCAGCACUCGCACCGGGAGCGAUCCUGAUCCCGAUCCGGAUCCAGCGCUAUCUGCUGCGUACGGGCUCAAGGACUCGCCUCCCGGUACGCUGAGUCGCCAGCUUCACCAGUACAUGGUGCAGAAGCGUCUGGGCGAAGCCGAGCAAUUGUUGACGGAGCUUGUGUUGACCAAAUUCCCGACACUCAUCGAUGCGAUGGACCACGACCCACUGGCGUUUACUCAGCUGAUCGCAGGCGGAGACAUUUCUCUAGCUAGUCACAGGCUACACGAGCAGGAAAGCGCGACUCCAGCAGUAAGGCAGGACUCGAAUGGCCACCGUCGAGCUGUUUUCUUCUAGACUACAGUGUAGGAGAUAGUGGGGAUAGUGAAGAUAGUCUAAGGUAUCACUAACGGGCUUGUUGCUAGAAUGAAGAACGUAGAUUG
Phytophthora sojae is the source of this 2642-nucleotide messenger RNA. RefSeq lists its product as hypothetical. Gene Ontology annotation, biological process: protein dephosphorylation. The record is from RefSeq and is a predicted model, not a curated record. Bases 1 to 2556 code for a protein of 851 amino acids. The transcript has 3 exons. Gene Ontology annotation, cellular component: cytosol. Gene Ontology annotation, molecular function: phosphatidylinositol-3,4,5-trisphosphate 3-phosphatase activity; protein tyrosine phosphatase activity. NCBI's taxonomy places the organism in Eukaryota, Oomycota, Peronosporomycetes, Peronosporales, Peronosporaceae.